GAAUAAGUGCUCUUGAAAGCGGCUCUCCGUUUAAAAAGCCUGACAUGUUUAAAUCGGAAGGAUCCCGAACAGAUGAUUGAUGAUUGUCAGCUUGGAUUAUCCCUCUAGCAGGUCGUAACAGGACAAAACAGCAGGGACCGCAAAAAGAGUGAGGGACAGAGAAACGGCGUGCUGGAGGAGAGAGCGAGAGGGAGAGAGUGUGUGUGAGAGAGAAUAACACAGAGAUCAACUUCACAAGACAUUUAUUGUUGAAAUGCAACACGGCUGAGUUGCAGGGAGGCAAGACGCUGUUCAGCGGCACAUUCAAGAAAGACGCGCAGGUUGAAGAAAACACUAAGAAGGACAGAAUGAUGUGCCAUACACACUGUUUUUGAAAAGGACAGAAGGAAUGUCUAGUUUGAAGAAUAGAUAUACCUUUGCGAUUAUUAAAACAUCGGAUUCCCGAAAAAAAGGACAUUGAAAACAUCUGACAGAAUAUAUAUUGAAACGUAAACUACGGAAUACAAUUCCCACGACAGACUGACUGGAAAACUUAAAAACUCGAUCUCAACGUCGUUUAACUUUACAGCUUUUCCAUAUCAUUACUCUUUAAAGCAAACGUUCAAAUCACCCACUGAAGAAAACUGGGGAAAACACCUUGGUCUGUUGUAUCUAUUACGACUCGCAUCAGAAGAAAACGCGAUUGCACCUUAUCACACUUUGCCAGACGGAAGCCAGCUCAACCGGAGGCUUAGGGACAAAAUGUUCACAUUUUUGGUCGCCCUUUGCCAUAUGAUAGCAGCAGCCGAAGCCGCGUACUUCUCACAGCAACCUCAGGACCAGGUUGUGGUGUCUGGCCAGUCGGUGACACUGCCCUGCGUCAUCGUUGGAUACCGUGGCAUGGUGCAGUGGACCAAAGACGGUCUGGCUUUGGGGGGAGAGAGGGACCUGCCAGGCUGGACACGCUAUUCUCUGAUGGGCGAUGCACUCUCCGGGGAGCACAGCCUGCAGAUAGACUCCGCCGAGCUGGCCGACGAUGCCGUGUACGAGUGUCAGGCCACGCAGGCGGCGCUGCGCUCUCACCGUGCCAAACUCACUGUGCUAGUGCCCCCAUCUGACCCGGUGGUGGAGGGAGGUCCGGUCGUAAAGCUGAAAGCCCACACCCCUCACAACCUUACCUGUAGAGCUUCAGGGGCCAAACCAGCAGCAGAGAUCACCUGGUACAGAGAUGGAGAGAUCCAGGACUCUGCCAUUUACUCCAAGACGCUAAUGGAGGAUGGCAAACGGGAGGUGGCGGUGAGCAUGCUCCCACUUACACCCGAAGACAAGGACUCGGGGAGCAUUUAUACCUGCAGGGUGCUGAACCCGGCGGCCCCAGGUGGACGGCAGACCUCGGUCACCGUCAAUGUGCAGCACCCGCCUUCAGUGACUCUGUCUGCCCAGCCACAAACAGUGAUGGAGGGAGCCAAGGUCCUCUUUAUUUGCAUGGCCUCUGCCAACCCAGAGAUCACAGGUUACAGGUGGUCAAAGGGUGGUGUUCCCAUACCUGAAGCCAACGGAGACAGGCUGGAGGUGACAGUGGACUACUCCUACUUCACAGACCCGGUAUCCUGUGAGGUAUCCAAUUCUGUGGGCAGCACCAAUGUCAGCACACUUGUUGAUGUCCAGUUUGGUCCCAGACUGUUAUCCGAGCCCAAGCCUGUGGCUGUAGACAUAGGUAUGGAUGCAGCCUUCACCUGCUCAUGGACCGGCAACCCCCCCUUAACCCUGGCCUGGACCAAGCAGGGCUCCAGCGUGGUUCUCAGCAAUGGCAACACCCUGCAGCUGAAGGCUGUCACACAGGAAGAUGCUGGCGUCUACACCUGCAAAGCAAUCGUUCCCAGGAUUGGGGUGGCUGAGAGAGAGGUCACUCUCACUGUCAAUGGCCCCCCCAUCAUCACUGCAGAUGCCACACAGCACGCAGUCAAGAACUCCAAGGGCAAGCUAGAGUGCGUGGUGGACAGCAGCCCCCCUCCUGACAAGAUCGUGUGGACCUUCGGGGACAUGAGCCUGGCCUCUGGCUCUUCGGGACGGUUCACUGUCCAGACAGUCACCACAGAUAGAGGGGUCCUGUCUUCCCUCAUCCUCUCGGAGACCCUUGCACAAGACUUCCAGCUACGUUAUAAUUGCACUGCCUGGAACCAUUUUGGAACUGGCACUGCAUUGGUCACUCUCAAGGAGCAAGAGGCUCUCCCUAUACUCAUCAUUGUGGGGACUUCAGUCGGGGGAGGCUGUGUCCUCCUCAUCUGUGUCAUCACCCUGGUCACCCUCUGUUGCAGAAACUCUGUAAAAAGUAAAAAGGGAACAAGGCUCUCUAAAAGUGACAUCAGAGUCCAAAUUGUGCACAGUGAUCACAAUGCAACGCGGAGCAACGAUGAUGAGGAAGAUGUCAAGGAACCUAUGGCCCCAAACAGCAGCGAAUCUCCAGGUACAUCUCGAACAGAACACAGCGACCUUCUAGAAGAGGAGGAGGAUGAGCGAUCUGAGAUCAAGGAUCCCACCAAUGGCUAUUACAAUGUUCGGGCUCAUGAAGAUCGCCAUGUACGCAGUGGUUUUUCAGAAUAUGUGUCCAAUCCACGGCCUGUCUAUACUCCAUCCCAGCUGGCCUCACCUAACCCGCUGUAUGGGCAGCACAGCACCCAGCCGCGGAUCUAUGAUUUCUCCCAUCGCUAUGCCACCACCACGGGUGCACGUUCUACCUAUGAGCAGCAGCAGCAGCAACAGCAGCAACAGCAGCAGCAGCAGCAGGCACAGCAGCAGCAGGGAAUGUACCCCCCCGAGCCCCUGUAUGGCAGCUCUGCUUACCUGCCCGCCACAUACGGCCGUGCCUUUACGAGCUACGUCAAGCCCUCCACCUAUGAGAAGGUGGACGCCUACGAUCACUCGGAUCAAGCCAGCAAAGUGUCCAGUUCCUCGCGUUUCUCCUACGCUUCCUCCCAGGUGUCUUCACAGCUGUCUGACUAUGGCCGGCCCUCACACCAGCGCAUGCAGACACACGUUUGACAAGACGGAGAGGCUGCAAGGGAUAAUAAGUGAUCUAUUCAAGCAUCUCCUCUAUAGGCUACAUGGAUACUGCUUUUCUUUCCCGUGGAAUAGGUCUUGAAGAGGACCAUUGGCUGAAGAUUUAAGUUUUUUGGGAAUACUGUUUUUAAUUUAUUGUGUGUUAUUGUUCAAUUGGAUCUGUAUCUUCUUAUCCUCUGGAUGAAUUGGAGCUUCUGAUGAUGAAUCCCCUUCAAGUGUGUUUCACUGUUUAAUUUUUUAAGGAUGACAAAGGCAAAGCCACACUAGUUUUACUGAUGCCAUCUGCUUAACUGUUAUUGAUUUAUAUCGUGCAUGGGAAGGUGUGAAUUGGAAAUCUCCUCUUACCAAAUGUCCCAUGGCUGUAGAGUGAAAUCAGGACUCAAAGACUUGCAUCUGGUGAACUUAAGAUUUUU
Molecule: messenger RNA, 3452 nt
Organism: Brienomyrus brachyistius
Lineage: Eukaryota; Metazoa; Chordata; Actinopteri; Osteoglossiformes; Mormyridae
Gene: kirrel2
Product: kirre like nephrin family adhesion molecule 3, like
Exons: 15
Coding region: 742-3021 (759 amino acids)
Biological process (GO): cell-cell adhesion
Cellular component (GO): cell-cell junction
Molecular function (GO): cell adhesion molecule binding
Source: RefSeq, a predicted model, not a curated record